CGUGCGUUUUCCCGCAUCCGACAUACGCGCGAGUAUUAUAGCGCACUCGGGCGAGGCGGCUUGAUGCUCUGAACGUCCAUGAAGCCUGCGCUCGCUGUCCUCGCCGGCGUGCACAUCGUCCUCUCCGUCCUUGGCCCCGUCCUGCUCGCGUGCUACAUCUACAACCGCGCCUAUGGGUACUGGUUGGACCACGUCGGGAACGGCGUCUGGGAGCCUGCGUGGCCCAAGGCGCGCACGCGCUUCGUGCUCUGCAUGGUCACGGUGCCCAUCUGGGGGCUCUGCAUGGCGGGGGGAACGCUGCUGUGGGAGACGGGGAAGCGAGCGUAUGCGACGUACAGUGCGCGCCACUGGCGCGCGUACUACCGAGCCCUCAACGACACGGACGAGGAUCACUCCAAGACGCGCGUGCGGGUCAAUAGGGGGGAGGGGCGAGGAACCUGGAUCGCGCUCAGCGUCUAUGGCAGCUUGGCGCUGUGGGGGCUGUUCCUCUUGGCGACGUACGAGCAGCCGGUCGAUCAUCGGUUCAAGCAGGACAUCGCGCUUGCGAACAGGUCCCCCCGACCAGAGGGAUAUGGGGAUGGCGAGAAGGUGUUCAUCGCUGCCAUGUUCCACAACAACGCAGGGGUCAUACCCUACUGGACCGAGCAGUGCAUCAAGCUCAUCCACUACCUGGGCACCGACAACGUCUACGUGUCCAUCGUGGAGUCGCACAGCACCGACAACUCCCCCGACUUGUUGCGCCAAUUCGACGCCGCUCUAUCAGACUUGCACGUCGAGAAGCGCAUCCUUGUGAACGACAAGUCAAUAUCUCGCCCAUCCACCAUGGAUACUUCCCCCGCGCGCAUACAGUACUUAGCCGCCGUGCGAAACCUCGCGCUAGAACCUCUGGUCGAGCGCGGCGGAUUCGAGCGGGUGCUAUUCAGCAACGACAUCUUCAUCAAGGCCGAGUCCAUGCUCGAGCUGUUGAAGACCCGUGACGGAGACUAUGACAUGGCUUGCGCAGUGGAUCUAUCCUUCUGGGGACUGUAUGACGCGUGGGUGGUGCGCGACAGUCUAGGGAGGAUACCGUCAUCUUUAUGGCCGUAUCUUGCUGACGAGGAAGGCAUGAGCGCCAUCAAGAGGGACGAGCCAGCGCCAGUCUCCACUUGCUGGAAUGGCAUUGUGUCGAUCCGAGCAGACCCCUUCCUUCCAAUCCAUCUCCGAAGACCGAACAGUCUGUCCAUGAAGCCUCUUUCGCACCCAUUACCCGAGAGCCAUCCGGCCUACCCACAACCGCCCGACCUGUCCCCCGCCGGCACGCUGCCCCUCCGCUUCCGACACUCCUCCCCCAACGAAUGCUUCUCAUCCGAGUCCUUCAACCUCCCCUACGACCUCCGCCGCCAGUUCGACCUCACCGGGAUCUACCUCAACCCGCGUGUCAUCACCAGCUACGACUGGAACUUCUUCGUAUGGUACAAAUACGUUACCCGACACUGGCUGGUGAAGUGGUUCAUCGAGCGCGUCGAGGAGGGCGCCGGGAUGGAAAACGCGCGGAUGAUCAUCGGCGACGCCAACAAUAUCUGGACGUGGGACGGGGGCGAAUGCCAACCCUGGUGGUAGCACGAGGUUACCGACUGUCUAUACCCCAUUGGAUGCCAACGACGCUCGCUUUGUAAUGUAAGAGGCCGAUUCGGAAGAAGAUUCAGAUCCAGGAAGACACCGUUGUGUUGGGUCCCUUUGUAAACGGCCAAG
This is a messenger RNA of Schizophyllum commune H4-8, 1731 nucleotides long. RefSeq lists its product as uncharacterized. The transcript is spliced from 5 exons. The coding region runs from base 79 to 1599 and encodes 506 amino acids. The record is from RefSeq and is a predicted model, not a curated record. Lineage: Eukaryota; Fungi; Basidiomycota; Agaricomycetes; Agaricales; Schizophyllaceae.